Melanaphis sacchari is the source of this 1279-nucleotide messenger RNA. Its product is annotated as hybrid signal transduction histidine kinase M-like. The transcript is spliced from 9 exons. NCBI's taxonomy places the organism in Eukaryota, Metazoa, Arthropoda, Insecta, Hemiptera, Aphididae. Bases 125 to 1279 code for a protein of 384 amino acids. The record is from RefSeq and is a predicted model, not a curated record.
AAGCAACCAAUUGUUUAAACAACGAACUAUCGUCGUUGCGUUUCUGUAUGCUGUAAGUCUUAUUACUAUAGACGAACUGUAACAUGGUUUUAAUUUUUAAAUAUAACCAACGAUAAACGAAAAAAUGCGGAUAUGGAUCACCUUUAUAUUGAUAAAUAUAAUAUAUCUGAAUCACGUGUCCACAGCCCCGGUGAAACGUUCUAAAUUUGGUAAUAUUGCAGACCAAAUUAUUAACCCAAGAUGGACAUUAAAAGAACCAGAUUCGAAAAAAAAGGACCAGAACACAGAUGUAGAUUCAAACAAUAAAAAUGAUGAAAAUGAUCCAAGUACAUCAAAUGAUGAUACAAACCAUUCAAAUAUAACAAAUGAUGAUAAAGAUGAUUUUCAUAACCAAAAUAAAAGUAGCGGCAAGAAACACUAUAAUAAUAAAAAAGGAAAAAGAAAUAAUAUUAAACCUAAUGGAAGAUCCAGAUGGUACAAAAUAGUUAGAAUGGGUGAUUUAGUGGGUAAUUUACCAGAAUAUAGAAAUCAUGAAGAUGAACAGAAGAGGAUUUUAAUAUGGCACGAUGAACGAAAAAUUGUAAUGAACGAGAAUGUUAACACAUCAUCAAUAAACAAUUUAAAUGAUAACCAAUUAAUACGGCAAAAAAGAGAUUACAAUAAUAAAUUAGAAUUUCAAGAUAAUAAAUUAAAAGCAAAAAAUAUUAAACAACAUGAUUUAAAGGAAAAUGCAAAUAAGAAAGACGAAUUAAAAACUGAAAAAAACACAAACAUCCAAAGCCAAGAAUUUGACACACAAAAUAAAAAUGAAAAAGAAUCUCCAAGAGAUAAUAAUUUACCAUUGAUUCAGAACUCAGACAAUCCAAGAACAAAAUCAACUGACGUACCAAUAUAUUCAACAAAAAAAACCACACAAAAUGACAAGAACUUACCAAAAACUGACGAAAUCGAAUCAUUAAUGAAUGCAAUGAAUUCAAGUUUAGAUAACAAUUCAGAGGAAAAAAAUUCUAAUUCAAUUCCAACUUCAUUAGAGUCAUUAAAAGGAAUACCACAUGACAACGGCAGCAAAGAUGAUAAGGAACAUGGUUUAUUAAAAAAAAUAAAACGACCAUUAAACCCAACAUCCAAAACUCCUGAAACAAGUAACUCUAAAAAUGAUGAAAAAUUACCAGGCAUAUUCACACCAAUUUCGGGUAAAACAACAGACAAUAUUAAAAAUAACGAAGAAAGAUCUCCUGAUGACAAGGACAUACCGUUCGUUCCGGUUACGUAUUGCUAA